Papaver somniferum (opium poppy) is the source of this 1216-nucleotide messenger RNA. RefSeq lists its product as uncharacterized. Bases 260 to 655 code for a protein of 131 amino acids. NCBI's taxonomy places the organism in Eukaryota, Viridiplantae, Streptophyta, Magnoliopsida, Ranunculales, Papaveraceae. The record is from RefSeq and is a predicted model, not a curated record. The transcript has 4 exons.
UCUCUCAACCCUGAUUAUUCACCUAACCUACUAUCAUAUUCCAGAAACAUCCUUGAAAUGUAAACAAAGAGCUCCGUAUUUUCGUCUGCAUUUCUUCUUGCAGAAGGGGGACAUUCAAAACCCAGCUGGAAGACCUCGAGAAAUCUCUGGUAAUAGCUGUAAUCUAGAAAAGCCAAUGAUUUAUGUUGGACAAUGAGAUGUUUUUAAUGAAGUGAUCACCGAAGAACAAGAACAAGGUAUCCAAGAGAGACAGAACCAGAUGGGGAGUGACGAAGCGUUUCACAUGGAUGUGAAUGUUGUUGAUGAGGCAAAUGUAGAAGUUAUUGUACUCGAUUCUACACUGAAAGAACUACUAUUUGAUGACUUUGUUGACAGUCAAGCGAUACAGUUCUCCACAUUACAGAGGAGAAUGAGAGCUGCAUUGGACCAUCAAACGGAAAAUCCAAAGUACAAUAAGUGUGCGUACUUGGACCCUAUGGCAUGGUAUGCUGUCCGUAAUGGUUUUCAAGUUCAAAUAGAUGAAAUUGUUCGUAAACCUAUCGAAAAAAUGGAGCUGGACAACCUGGACUUCCUCCUCAUUCCCAUGAAUAUAAGUCAGGACCCAAGAGCCUCGAGACAUCAUUGGACUCUAUUGGUAUUGGAUGUUAAAUGCUGAGAGUGGCAUUUCCUGAACUCAUUGGUUGGCGGCAGCGUUGAAGAUCCAUGCCUUAAAGAUGCACAAACAAUGGCAUGGUUUAUCACACCAAUAGUAAACACACACUUAGUGGUAACAAUAAAUAACCUAAAGGUUCAUCAAUUUGCAUGUCCACAGCAAGGACCUAAGCCAGACUGCCUCCUCUUUACAUGCUAUCUAAUGAAAAGGUAUGCAAAAUCUAACAAAUCUAUUGAAAUGGAUGAUAAAAAAGGCAGAGAAAUAUGCCGUGAAAUGAGGCAUAAAAUGACAGCCUAAAUGUUGAGGCCAUGUGAAAAUGCCAUUGUGUGGAAUGCUCCUAAUUCUAAUCAGCCAUAAAUCUUGAUGUAAUAGGGCAGCUUUCCUUAAAAAAAUAUUUUUUGUAGUAUAUUUUGGUUGAAAGCACAGUAUUUUUGUAUUACUUAACACAACACCAGGUUUUUAACUAUAUUACAAUAGUCUAAUGUUAUUAGUUUAAUCUUUGUUGAGGUGAAUUUGUAAUGUUGUUCCAAUUUGAGAAUUCUAGGUCUUAGUUUUCUUAUUGCA